Messenger RNA from Andrographis paniculata, 995 nucleotides. RefSeq names its product elongation factor 1-delta-like. Lineage: Eukaryota; Viridiplantae; Streptophyta; Magnoliopsida; Lamiales; Acanthaceae. Gene Ontology annotation, molecular function: guanyl-nucleotide exchange factor activity; translation elongation factor activity. The record is from RefSeq and is a predicted model, not a curated record. The coding region runs from base 138 to 827 and encodes 229 amino acids. Gene Ontology annotation, biological process: translational elongation. The transcript has 8 exons. Gene Ontology annotation, cellular component: cytosol; eukaryotic translation elongation factor 1 complex.
CUACGGCUGCACCCAUAAAAACCUAAUAUAAAGAAUCCCUUCCUUCUACUCUUCCGCCGCUUCCAAUCUCCAACGCCGCAGCUUUACCUCCUUGGCUUGGCAGAGCAGGUCGAGUUGCAAUCAACUUUUUCUAAGCAAUGGCUGUCAUUUUUAACGACGUCAAUUCGCCAGCCGGCAUCAAGAAACUUGAUGAGUAUCUGUUAACUCGCAGCUACAUUAGCGGGUAUCAAGCUUCGAAAGAUGAUCUCGUUGUUUACACAGCACUGGAGGCACCUCCAUCAUCAAACUAUGUGAAUGCAUCACGGUGGUACAACCACAUCGAUGCAUUGCUGAGGAUUUCUGGUCUUUCGGGUGAAGGAAGUGGCGUAACUGUGAAGGGAUCAGCUGCUCCCUCUGUUGCAACGCCGCCUGCUGAUGACAGCAAGGCCACAGCUGCUGACGAUGACGACGACGAUGAUGUGGAUCUAUUUGGCGAGGAGACUGAGGAAGAGAAGAAGGCUGCUGAAGAACGCGCAGCUGCUGUCAAGGCUUCUGGAAAGAAGAAAGAAUCUGGGAAGUCUUCAGUGCUGUUGGAUGUCAAGCCAUGGGACGAUGAGACUGACAUGAAACAGCUUGAAGAAGCCGUCAGAAGCGUGCAGAUGGAGGGUCUUCUUUGGGGAGCAUCCAAACUUGUACCGGUUGGGUAUGGCAUCAAGAAGUUGCAGAUUAUGAUCACCAUUGUUGACGACUUGGUCUCUGUCGAUACUCUCAUUGAAGAUUAUCUCACGGCUGAGCCGAUUAAUGAACAUGUUCAGAGUGUGGACAUUGUUGCCUUCAACAAAAUUUAAUAUGGAUAGAUGUGGAUCCAAGUUGCUGCCAUUUUUAUUUUGGGAUUUUUAUCUUGGCAGUUUUGGUCACUUGUUUUGGAGUUUGGAUCAUUUUCUCAACCAACAUUUGAGAGGAAUAACGUUAUUAUUAUCAUUGGAUUUAUGAAAUUUUAGCAGACUUUGCUUUAA